Drosophila yakuba is the source of this 2611-nucleotide messenger RNA. RefSeq lists its product as uncharacterized. The transcript has a single exon. Bases 1692 to 2435 code for a protein of 247 amino acids. The record is from RefSeq and is a predicted model, not a curated record. NCBI's taxonomy places the organism in Eukaryota, Metazoa, Arthropoda, Insecta, Diptera, Drosophilidae.
AGAUCGAAGAUUUGUCCCUCGAUUCGAUUUCUAUUACUGUCAUCAUCAAUAAAAUGUUACAUAAAUUUCCAGCACAGCGAGCGAACGCAGGUGCUUAUAAAUAUGGAAUGCCUAAUUGAUAAUUAUCAUUUUGUUCGGUUUUCCAUAAUCCACACGGCGAUAUGCGAUAUGCGAUCUAUGAUCUGUGAUCGCUGAUCGGCUAAUGGCUAAAUUAGUCUAGUCGUAUCUAGUCAAAUCGAUUGAAAACGGUUAGAAUGCGGAUUACAAUCUAGUCCAAAACGCCACCACAUUGUUUGUUUUAUGCGUUUAUAUUCUAUCAUUAAUCUUGGGGGCCAUAAAUCCAUUCAAAGGCAUUAUUCAAAUACGCUCGAUGAGUGCAAAUUAUGUUUUAUGUGUUUAUUUUGGCAAUAUUUAUGCGACCUCCAAAGCGCCGGGUGAACGUUGGUUCGAGUCUUCGCUUUCGACUGACUCACCGAUCGAUUUUGCGUUUGGGUCACCAUUUAUGGUGACAAAAAUAGCGAAAAAUAGCGAAACACAAGUCGAAAUUGGUGGGAAAUUCCGCACAGAUGGAACAAGAUGGCUAAUCUGGGCGAUAAUGAUCUGGAUCUUUUAAGGCAACGGAAAUUAAAUUCGACUCAAUUGUGAAACAAUGCCAGUUUCAUUUUCAAUAUGCAUAUAUUUAAAUGGAAAAGGUUUCAAAAGAAGUUCCAAAUAUAUAAGAAAUAAAUAUUUAUUGUUUAUUUCACUAACAAGCAAGUACUUCUUCAGUUUUCACUUCAUUAGCUAUAAAAGUAACUAACUACAAAAUAUAAACACAAUAUAACAAGAGCUUUGUUAAAAAUGGAAUACUUUGAAGUUAGAAAUUUGCCAAAAAUAGAAAUAGAAAAUAAAUGCAAGCCCAAGAUAUUCAUUGAUCAAUCCAACUGUCACAGAUAUUCGCAAACUAAUCGAUAGGCCCGAAACUAAUGAUGGACGUGAACAAACAAACUAACAAAUAACCCAGCAAACGUGUUUCUGGACAAGAUUGAUGCCGCCAGCGAUGUUGAGGUGCCGUUUAAUGAGAUUCGCUAGGCCUCCAUUCAAUAGUUUUUUCAGUUUUUUUUUUUGCAGCUGAGAUAGGUAAGAUAUAGUGAUGAAGCCGUACAUUUAGAUAUUUGCUAAUCCAUCGUGAAUGCCCAGCCGUCCACCAGGGUCACCGCACCGGCCCAGUCAAGUUCAAUGUCAGAGGAGAGUCGUCUUUGUCCAAUAGUCCAAUGGUCCAAUGGUGGGCCCAAACCAUGGUGGUUGCUGUUGCUGUGUUGCUGGCUCGGCUGCGUUCGUUCUAAUUUGAAUAAGUUUUAGGUCAGAUCACAAGGCGGCGUAUAGCAGCAGUAGACCCAUAGGCCCAGAGAAGACGAUGAUGACGAUGUGACGAUGAUGGCGAUGCUUUGGCUAUCGAGAGCAGCGGCUAUGAUGAUGUUAUAUGCGGCAUUUGCAUUUGCAUAAACGGCCAAACAGCGACGCCGACAGAGGAGGCAGCCAUUUGACAAUCGGAGCAUAUUUAAGACAAGUGGAGCGGCCCAAAAUGCAAUCAUUGGCUCGCAGCAAUUCGUCAACGCAGCAUCCCCAAAAACAGGAGAACAACUACCACUAAGGAUUACAAACACUCAGGAAGGGAUUACGCACAUAAUCGAAAAAUAACAAAAAUCACCAUGUUUGUCCAGCAAGUGCUCGUUGGCUGCCUGAUCCUGGUGGCUUUGACCCAAGCCCGUCCCCAAUACGGCUACGAACAACCCAGUUCGGACAUCUUCAUCGGCGGUGGAUCCGCGCCCGUUGGCAGCGUGGGAAUCGGUGGCUCCUCCGGCGGCGGUCUGGUCAGCAUCCAGCCACACCGUGGUGGCGACAAGUACCUGCCCCCGGCCAGCACCACCCUGGCGCCCAUCAUCAACAAGAAGUUCUAUCUGGUCUCCGCACCCGAGGAUCACAGCAACGAUGGCAAGGUGAAGCAUUUGGUCUUGGGACGUCCACAGAAGAACUACCGCGUGGUGUUCAUCAAGGCGCCAGCCGGCGAUAAUGCCAACGUGAAGUAUUCCGCCGAGUUUGCGCCACAGGAGGAGAAGACCGUCAUCUAUGUGCUCAGCAAGAAGGAUAACGAUGUGGAUGCCAGUGACAUUGCCACGCCCGCACCCACACAGCCCAGCAAGCCGGAGGUGUUCUUCAUCAAGUACAAGACCGACGACGAGGCCAAGCAGGCGCAGCAGGAGAUCCAGGGACAGUACGACAAGCUGGGCGGCACCAACGAGUACCAGGAGGACAACAAUGCACCCAUCACCUCGGUGAUCGGCAGCCUGGAUGGCCUGAAUCCCGAUGGUAGCUACAACUACCGCCAGAUCGCCAACCGUCCACCGGCAGUGGCGCCCAACUCCCAGUAUCUGCCCAGUUUGCUGAAGCACUAGAGGAUGUCGGCACCAGUGGAUCAUCUCUCUCCAUCUCAAUCAAAAUCAGAAAAACAAAACGCCCAUUCUCGAACCCUGUUGUGUUGUAUAUUUUUAAGAAAUGCCUCAAUAUUUUUUUGUAUUUUUUUUGUGUUAUAUCGAACUGUUGUUAAUAAAAAGCUUAUAUUAAAAAAAAA